This is a messenger RNA of Photinus pyralis (common eastern firefly), 1818 nucleotides long. Its product is annotated as ABC transporter G family member 20-like. Gene Ontology annotation, cellular component: plasma membrane. Bases 1 to 1617 code for a protein of 538 amino acids. Gene Ontology annotation, molecular function: ABC-type transporter activity. Gene Ontology annotation, biological process: transmembrane transport. The record is from RefSeq and is a predicted model, not a curated record. NCBI's taxonomy places the organism in Eukaryota, Metazoa, Arthropoda, Insecta, Coleoptera, Lampyridae. The transcript is spliced from 7 exons.
AUGCCUAAGGCCGCGACAGAAUACACUGCUGGAAAGAUAGGGUUAAUGCGCGGAGGAUACUUUCUAGCCGAAGAAUCUCCCGCAAAACUGCUAAGACAAUUCGAAGCAGACACGCUCGAGGAUGUCUUCCUGAAGCUUAGCGUAAUACAAAACAUGGGCCGUCAGCGUCGGUCGAGCAUAGCCCAAGCCGUCAGCAGCGUGGUGGGUGUUCCCAAUGGAGUUGUCAACGAGGCGGUCAUCGUAGACAGCGCGGGGGAAAAUAACGAAAUAUCCGGCGAGUUUGGCGAUAAUAUUUCUUUGAGUGCGAGAAGCACGAGUCGCCUUUCGCUCGCGAUAUCUGAGGAUCCUGGUGAUCUGUCCAUGUCCGUGGUACCCCCUGAAGACACGCCGCCCGCGAAAAUAUCAGACUACUUCGUCGUACUGAAAAGCAACCACAUGAAGGCGUUAGUUUGGAAAAACUUCCUUGGGAUGCUACGCAAUGUGGCGAUGAUGCUGUUUAUAACUCUACUACCGGUUGCCCAAAUAGUUCUAUUUUGCGCUUCGAUUGGACACGACCCCGUCUCUCUUCCAAUAGCAGUGAUUAACCACGAAUCGGAAAACAACUGCUCAACACCUCUACACUGUAACAGCACAAGACUGAGCUGCCACUACCUCAACUACCUAGCAAAAAAGGACUUGGUGCUGCACUAUUACACUUCGGAGCAGGAUGCCAAAGAAUCAGUCCGAAAAGGUGGCAUGUACGCUUCAAUUGCAAUCAAGCACAACUACUCAUUAGCAUUACAAGCUCGAAUGGUAGAUUUAAAAAAUUCGCACCCAUGGGACGUUCAGUCAUCCGAAAUUGACGUUUAUCGAGAUGUCUCAAGUAAAACGAUCGCGGAAUUUAUCAAAGCCUAUCUCUACGAUACCUUCCAAGAGUUUGCUCAAGACUAUUUGGAAGCGUGCGGCUACGACCGACAUCUACUCCAGUACCCAAUACGAAUGGAGAAGCCAAUUUACGGAUUGAGUUCGCCAAAUUUCACGGACUUCGCCACGCCGGGUAUCAUAUUAACAGUGAUAUUUUUCCUGGCCGUCGCGCUAACUUCGGGCGCAAUGCUGAUCGAACGUAACGAAGGAAGUUUGGAGCGAUCAUUGGUGAUCGGAAUUGGUGGAGUCGAGUUGCUAACCGCACAUGUGAUAUGCCAAUUUGUCAUUAUGGUCAUUCAGUCGAUCAUGGUCAUGGUGGUUGCGUUCGCCCUUUUUAAUAUGACGGUAACUGGAUCGCUGGUUCUUGUCACAAUUCUCACGUUCAUGACCGGCUUCUGCGGGAUGUGUUAUGGAUUCGUGGUAUCCUGCUUAUGCAGUGAUGAAAGAGCAGCGACCUACGUGGCCAUGGGCAGUUUUUUACCAACGGUGAUGCUCUGCGGAAUUAUUUGGCCUUCGGAAGCAAUGCAUUAUUUGUUGAGGACGUUCGCCAUAUUUUUACCACUCACAAAAGCAACCGAAAGCAUGAGAAAUAUAUUGCAAAGGGGGUGGGACUUUUACGAACCCGCAGUUUAUGUGGGUUUUAUCUCUAUAGGUACCUGGAUUGUCAUUUUUCUUACAAUAAGUGUUUUAUUUUUAAAGUUUAACAAGGGAUAACAGAUUACACACAGUAUUACUGUUAUUUAAAGUGAUAUAAUAAACUAUUUUACACUGUUAUGUAAUGUCUACCUAAUUUAUAAUUACAAGAUCACGGUGUUCAGUACGAAUUAGUGGAGAUUUGUUAAGCCAUUGAUUAUUGAAUAAGAACGUUUUGUACCUACCUACUUCGUAUGUUGAAAUUUAAAAAAAUUGAUACCA